AAAUUUAAUUUCGAAGUAGGUCAACGGGCAUUGAGGGUUUAGAACAGACCACCAUUUGCGGACAUUCUUCACGAGGAAUGGCACAACAGCCACCUUACCCGGAUCCUUACCAGGAUGUGCAUCAGCGCCAACAGGCCGCUGCAGCUCCUCCACAGAUGCCGUAUGGCCAGCAGCAAUAUGGCCAGCAGCAAUAUGGCCAGGGGCAGCCGGGCUAUGAAGAUCCCAGUGGCGCUGGCCCUGCACCGCAGCAGUACCCACCACAACAACAGCAGCAGCACCACCAACAGCCACAGCAACAGUUUGGCCAGCCUUUGUUCGGGCAGGAGCUGCUGGAUAACCCCGUGGCCAUGAACAUGGCAAUGCAGUAUGGUGGCUCACUGGCCAACUCUGGCAAGGAAUACGUAGAUAAAAAUUUGAAUCGUUGGCUUUCCGUCGAGAAGCUGAAGUAUUACUUCUCAGUUGACACGAACUAUGUGACACGCAAGUUGGCACUCUUGCUCUUCCCAUUCACACAUACGAACUGGUCAGUGCACUACAGUCAGUCGGAGAGGGCAACGCCGCGUGUUGAUGUCAACGCACCAGACUUGUACAUUCCAAGCAUGAGCUUUGUGACAUUUGUUUUGACGAUCGGUUUUGUAUUGGGAACCCAGCAACGGUUCUCACCGGAGGAGCUGGGAGUUGCGGCAAGCUCAACACUAGUCUGGCUCAUCAUGGAGGUUCUGGUGUACAUGUUCUGUCUGUAUUUGUUUGGCGUGAACUCCGAAGCAUCGACGUUCGAUCUGGUUGCGUUUUGCGGGUACAAAUACGUUGGGAUGAUAAUCUGUACGCUAUGUGGGACAUUCCUCGGCACGAUGGCCUAUUACAUUUCGUUUGCCUACUGCAGCCUGAGCCUGGCGUAUUUCCUUGUGCGAACACUGCGGCUGCUGAUCUUGCCACAGGCGGGCAGCGACGACGGUAUAGCGCAUGGCAAUAAGCGACGCAACUAUCUCCUGCUGAUGAUCGCCAUCUUGCAGCCUAUCAUCAUGUUCUGGAUGACAGCCAGCCUGGCAAACUACACCGUCCCACAGCCUGGAGCAGGAGCAGCACCUGCGUUCGCGGGCAGACCAGUCAAUGAUCCCAUUCCGUAGUCACUUUAUUAACAUUAUUCUGUUCAUUACUCAAGAUUAAGAAAAAAAGACAUGUGUGUUUUUAAUGCUUCUGAUCCUAUUAUAGUGUUGUGGAAUAGCUACUCGUGUGGACACAUGGCACAUAUUUUAAUAAAGAUGGUUUCACAUCCAG
Sycon ciliatum is the source of this 1278-nucleotide messenger RNA. Its product is annotated as protein YIF1B-A-like. The transcript is spliced from 8 exons. Gene Ontology annotation, biological process: endoplasmic reticulum to Golgi vesicle-mediated transport. Bases 78 to 1127 code for a protein of 349 amino acids. Lineage: Eukaryota; Metazoa; Porifera; Calcarea; Leucosolenida; Sycettidae. Gene Ontology annotation, cellular component: endoplasmic reticulum-Golgi intermediate compartment; endoplasmic reticulum membrane; Golgi membrane. The record is from RefSeq and is a predicted model, not a curated record.